This is a messenger RNA of Akanthomyces muscarius, 756 nucleotides long. RefSeq lists its product as uncharacterized. Lineage: Eukaryota; Fungi; Ascomycota; Sordariomycetes; Hypocreales; Cordycipitaceae. The record is from RefSeq and is a predicted model, not a curated record. The coding region runs from base 1 to 756 and encodes 251 amino acids. The transcript has 2 exons.
AUGUCAGCUGGAAGACUGGACGGCAAAGUGGCCAUUGUCACGGGCGGCGCCUCGGGCUUCGGCAAGGGCAUCGUGGAGAAGUUUGUCAAGGAGGGCAGCAAAGUCAUCAUUGCGGAUCUCUCUGUGGACAUCGGCAAUGCCGUCGCAGCAGAAUACAAGUGUGCUUUUGCCAAGACAGACGUGACCCAGCGCGCCGACUGGGAGAGGGUCCUCGCCACGGCUGUCGAGACGUACGGGCAGCUCGAUAUUGUCGUGAACAACGCGGGCGCGACCUAUUCGAACAAGCCCACCGAGCAAGUCACUGAUGCGGAUUUCGACUUGGUGAUGAACGUCAAUGUCAAAUCUAUCUACUUGUCCUCCUCCGUCAUCGUGGAAUACUUUUUGCGCGAGAAACGCCCCGGCUGUUUCAUCCAGAUCGCCUCAACGGCGGGAAUUCGGCCACGGCCGGGUCUGACAUGGUACAAUACGUCCAAGGGUGCUGCCAUCACUGCUACCAAAUCGUUGGCUGUCGAGUAUGGACCAAAGCAGAUCCGCUUCAACGCGGUCUCGCCCGUCGUCGGAAGCACGGCCAUGACGCAUUUAUUCUUGGGUAAACCGGAUACGCCCGAGAACCGCGCUGCUUUUGUGUCUACGAUUCCUAUGGGUCGGCCGUCGAUGCCUUCGGACAUUGCCAAUACGUGCUGCUUUCUGGCAAGCGAUGAAGCCGAGUUUCUAACAGGCACAAACAUUGAGGUUGACGGAGGCCGCUGCGUCUGA